Messenger RNA from Dioscorea cayenensis subsp. rotundata (Guinea yam), 2143 nucleotides. RefSeq lists its product as uncharacterized. NCBI's taxonomy places the organism in Eukaryota, Viridiplantae, Streptophyta, Magnoliopsida, Dioscoreales, Dioscoreaceae. The transcript is spliced from 2 exons. The record is from RefSeq and is a predicted model, not a curated record. Bases 105 to 833 code for a protein of 242 amino acids.
CUCUCUCCCCCUCUUCUCUUUGACGGCGGAGAUCGCCGGAGCUGCCGCCGCCGCCAUCGAGAUCCUUGGCUCGCCGCUAACCUUUCCGGAACCAUACGUGCUGAAUGGAUUUCUAUCGCAACCAUCGAUCGGGAACCUCCGCCCAGUCUCGCCUCAUUGGACUCCUCUCCCGCCCCGGUGGUGACUCGAUCGCCGGGAACUCCGGCGUCGGCGUCGAGUUGCAUGAGGAUGAGUUAUUCUGGUCUGGCUCUGACUCUCCCGAGCCGAUAAUCUCACAGAAACCUUCAUCUGCUGCCACGCUCGCCACCGAAAACCCUAACCGGAGAUCCUCCCCUUUCCGCCGAAUCCCAGAGAAGAGCUCCGGCAUUCUUGCUGCCCUCGUGGAGGACGACAAAAAGGGUGCCGAUGUUGCUGCCGCGCAGCUUCUCCAGCGCAAGCCAUCGACCGCUGCUUCAUCAGCUUCCACUUCGCCGUCUUCGGCUCGAAUGAUCCCGGCGAUCCCCAAGCCCAAGACGGAUUACGGUGGCGGGAAGCCUUUCCAUCAGUCGGCCCCAGUCAACAUCCCGAUUCCACCGAGGUUUGCUAGGCAUAGGUACGAGGCCAGUGGUGGAGCGGGGGAGGUUGAUGAGGCGGAUGGUGAUGAUGACGAAAUGCUGCCGCCGCACGAGAUCAUCGCGAGGAGGUCUGGACUGGGGACUCCAAUGACGUCGUUCUCGGUGCUGGAGGGCGUUGGGCGGACGCUCAAAGGGAGGGACCUGCGCCAAGUGAGGAAUGCUGUCUUCCGCAAGACAGGUGCCCACCAUUUCAUCUUUGGUGACUUCUGGUUGAGGUGAGGCCAAAGGAAAUGAUCUGUUUUGGGGUUGAAUGACGAUGAGUUCAUCAAUUGGAGGUUUGCACUUUCUUAAAUUUAUGUAAAUGAAGUCAGUUGUCCCUCCUGUAACCUGCAGCAAUGUUGUGUCAUAAUAAUUAAACCUCUAUUUAUCAUACAAACUGCAACAGGAGGAUUCAACCAUCUGUAUUUAUCUGUCAGUUGAAAUAACUAUUCUGUAGACCUGAUUGUGAAGUUGCUGCAAAUUUUGCUUUCUGGUUACCAGGACAGUGAAUUUUUUUGUUUGCUUGGUGGAUUAAGAAAUUGCCCUUAUUUUGUUCCACUUUUCAGGAAUGAACAUCAUCCCAGCGAUUGUCAGGAUGUAUACUACAAUCAAUAGCAAAAAAGAGUAUAAAUUCUUAUGGCGGAGCUCUCUUCAUGUCCAAAUUUAAGCAGAAGAGUGGAAAGGCAUGGUGAGCAUUUUAUAACAAUAUCCGUUGCAUAUGGCCAUUAAGCCUUAAAGCAGGAAGGAUGCAAGGUACCCUGUCCUUUCUAAUUCUUCUAAAUACUAACUAACUCUCGUAAAAAUUUUGUUGAACUGUACUUUAAUAUCAGAAGUGAAACUCACAUAGUACAUUCAUAGCACAUUGCUUUCACCACACUUGGAUCAUAAAAUCACAUGACCACAAGGAUGUGGUAGUUGCAGUGUAAUAAUGUUACUUCCCUUUAAGUGUCAGGGGCCAUAUUUUUUACAAAUGUACUACCUCACCGGAAAAAAUCUUUGACUCAUUUGCAAGGAUUUCAGACUUGAGGAAGCUGGGGAAAGGUAGAUCAUGCAAUCCAGGGCCUCAGAAAAAUACUUACUACUGGUAAUCUUCAUUCUCUAUUGAACUUUCAUUGAUUGACUAGCGAGCUCCUUGUUUAUAUUUGAAUUGUGCCACACAAUGAACUCUCACACUCAAGCACUUGUUAUGGCUUUCUUUAUCUAGCAGUUAGUGUUCUCCUCUUCCUAUUGUUCAUCACUAAUGCUCAGCUCUGAACUUGCAAUGUGUUGAAGGGGGAUGAGUUACCUGCCUUGACUGCUCUCCUCAUUAUGAGCUUUCCUAUUCUCACUCUCUCAAUAUCUCACUCAUUUUUACUUUUGUAAAUUAUGCUUACCAGGCUAUGUUUGCAUGGAUGCAGGAGUAAAAGUAACAAUUAACAGCAGUAAUACGAAGUCCUUAUCGACAAACAACACUGACAAACAAGAAGGGACAGUUUGAAGCUGAAAUCCCUUCAACCACUUCAUCUGCCAAAUGCUUUGCCAAGCUCCUCGGAGGUCUUGUCCAGCAAAGU